GGUAUCUAUGAUGAACGCAGUGGCGGGAGAAGUAACGACAGGCUGUGUUCCACGUAUUAAGAAGGAAAUGGACGGGUUUCCUGAUUGUUCGCCUUCCAACAGUGAUAUGUAUUCGCCCACAACGACAGUCAUAAAUGAAACUAGUAUUAGGCCGGCCGACAGUAAGGCUGAUUUCCAUGAAAACCAAUACGAACGAAACAUAAGAUCUCCAAGUAGUCCGGAAAGGCAAUAUUGUUCUUCAACUACACAACCCCACAUAGACUCAGGAAUGGGACAUAUAGAAGGUGAAAUAAAAGAAGAAGAUUCACCUCGAAGGUUAUGUCUUGUAUGUGGUGACGUUGCCUCAGGUUUCCACUAUGGUGUUGCUUCUUGUGAAGCCUGUAAAGCAUUUUUCAAAAGGACAAUACAAGGCAAUAUUGAAUACACGUGUCCAGCUUCUGGAGAAUGUGAGAUAAACAAAAGAAGGAGGAAAGCUUGCCAAGCGUGCAGAUUCAGGAAAUGCCUGAGAUCAGGCAUGUUGAAGGAAGGCGUUCGGCUGGACAGGGUGAGAGGCGGUCGGCAGAAAUAUAGAAGAAACCCUGACAGUCCUUAUCAGGUACAAGUCUUUUCUGCACAGAGACCGAUGCUUCUUCUAGAAGACAUAAAAAUGCUGGAAGCGCUAGUCAGCUGCGAGCCUGACUGCCUCGAAAUCAACAAGGCCUUGGAAACAUCGAAGCACCGUACGCUCUCUAUCCUCAGCGACCUCUACGACCGAGAACUAGUCGGCAUCAUCGGGUGGGCCAAGCAGAUACCCGGCUUCACCGAUCUCUCGCUCAACGACCAGAUGCGCCUGUUGCAGAGCACCUGGGCGGAGAUCCUGACGCUGACGUUGGCGUUCAGGAGUCUGCCGUUGACGGGGCUCGGCCGCCUGCAGUUCGCCGGCGAUUUCGUGCUGGACGAGAAGCAGGCGCGGGAGAGCGGGACGCUGGAACUUUACCAAACGUGUUGCCAUGUUGUAGAGAGGUUAGAUAAUCUUUCGAUAUUGAAAGAAGAAUAUUACCUCUUGAAAGCACUAGUCCUUACAAAUUCUGAUGUUAAGUUAGACGAGUACCAGGCACUAAAAACAUUCAGGGAUACUAUUUUGAGCUCUUUAUCAGAUGCUAUUGGUAUCUUGAGGCCCAAUGGUGUUUUGAAUCACAUCCAGCAGUUGUUGCUCUGCUUGCCCGCCUUGAGGCAAGCCAAUUAUGUCGUUCGGAGGUUUUGGUCUGGCAUCCACCAGCAAGAUUUAGUACCUAUGAAUAAAUUAUUUUUGGAAAUGUUGGAGGCAUAUUGUCGGUAG
Messenger RNA from Phaedon cochleariae (mustard beetle), 1318 nucleotides. The record is from the annotation of a GenBank genome assembly. NCBI's taxonomy places the organism in Eukaryota, Metazoa, Arthropoda, Insecta, Coleoptera, Chrysomelidae.